Molecule: messenger RNA, 540 nt
Organism: Caenorhabditis remanei
Lineage: Eukaryota; Metazoa; Nematoda; Chromadorea; Rhabditida; Rhabditidae
Exons: 3
Coding region: 1-540 (179 amino acids)
Source: RefSeq, a predicted model, not a curated record
AUGUGUUUGUUACUCUCCAUCGAAAGCUUCGGCGGCAUCCUCAUCGGCGGCAGCCUCCUGGUAUUGCUGGUACUCGGAUACCAAGUCGUUCAUGUUGCUUUCAGCCUCAGUGAACUCCAUCUCAUCCAUACCUUCACCAACUGCGGUCUUGACAUUGUUCGGGAUCCAGUCAACGAAAUAGGAGGAGUUCUUGUUCUGGAUAUUGAGCAUUUGUUCAUCAACCUCCUUCAUGCUCAUUCUUCCACGGAAGAUAGCGGCGGCGGUCAAAUAACGUCCAUGUCUUGGAUCACAGGCGGCCAUCAUGUUCUUAGCAUCGAAACAUUGUUGGGUAAGUGUAUUUUAAAAUACCUGUUGGUUACUUCUGCUGGUCAACGGAGCAAAUCCAGGCAUGAAGAAAUGAAGACGAGGGAAUGGAACCAUGUUGACUGCCAACUUACGGAGAUCCGCAUUGAGUUGACCGGGGAAACGAAGGCAAGUGGUGACACCACUCAUUGUGGCACUGACCAGAUGGUUGAGGUCUCCGUAUGUUGGGGUAGUUAG